Acinonyx jubatus (cheetah) is the source of this 4495-nucleotide messenger RNA. It is a transcript of the gene CATSPERQ, whose product is annotated as transmembrane protein 249. NCBI's taxonomy places the organism in Eukaryota, Metazoa, Chordata, Mammalia, Carnivora, Felidae. The record is from RefSeq and is a predicted model, not a curated record. The annotation marks the transcript as partial. The transcript is spliced from 7 exons.
CUUGAGUCUUGGACUGGGUGUGUGUAUCCCGUUCUCAGGGACACUGAGAUAUGUUUGUGCCUGUGGUUGUGCUUGAAGCUCUGCCUGGGCAGAAGUGGCAGUGGAAAGGGGGAGGCCCUACUCAGCCAUGGGGUUCAGUGUGGGGCGCCUGCCUGCAGAUAUCUCUGCAGCUUAGGCCUGGGACAUCCAGCCACCUUCCCUUCAGCCGCUCCUUCCUGGACCGCAGCCCUGGAGCCUUUCUUCUCCCAGACCCCCAAGGGCCGGGUUGGCGGCCUGCCCACCACCUCCGGCGGCAAGCGCUUCCAGCUCUGGGCCCUAGGACUGUUCUGCACCGAGCGCCACCUGGCCAAGCGCCUUAAGAACAACAGCUUCUACCCGUUCAUCCAACAGCAGCCCAAUGUCUUCGUGCUUGAGUACUACCUGGACACGCUGUGGAAGGGGACACUGCUCUUCGUCGUCUGCCUCCUCCUCGUCAGCUUCGGCUUCGUGAGCCAGGUGCAGAAGCAGGAGACUUGGGGCUUCCCCGCGUGCGGCGUGGUCGUCGGCCUGUGGCUCAUGAUUUCGUCUUUGCCGCGGCGCCGCCUGGUGCUGAACCACACGCGUGGCACGUACCACUUCUCCGUCCAGGGCCGCACCGUGUGCCAGGGCCCCAUGCACCUAGUCUACGUGCGCCUGGCGCUCAGCUCCGACGCUUAUGGAAGGUGCUUCUUCCAGUUGGUUCUAUGCGGCCACAAGCUGGAGCCGCUGGUGCUGGUGCAGCUGUCGGAGCGCUAUGAGCAAAUGGAAUACUUGGGCCGUCACAUUGCCCGGAAACUCAACAUCAAUUACUUUGACUGCCUGACCAAGUCGUACAGGCACGUGGUCCGUCACUGGCCGCUGGGGGCCACCUUCAGCCCCGGCAUCGUGCAGCGCAAGACCGGCACUUAUGGCCAACAGACCUUGCAGUCUGACCUGGACGUGUGAUUCUGAAGGCAGGUGCCCCAGCGCUGCCCCUGCCCCUCAGGCGUACAGUCUCCCUUUCCCUGUGAUUUCCCACCUUCACUGGACCUUAGUCUUCCCCUCAAUAAAGCCACCUCUUGCUUCCAGGCAAGUGUUUCCUCUGGGGGGGGGGGGCGGGAGGCACAGCUCGGGGGCCUCAGGGAGCAAACCUCGGAGUUUUGAGCUGGUUGAGGGUAACCGGAGGAGCAGGGUGAGUAAUGAACAGCAGCGCCGCCAGGAAUUUGGAGUCCUCACUGGACAGGUGUGGGACCCACGGCCUCCCUUGAGCAGCAACACUCACCUGGUCCUGUCCGGGCUCGGGAGUGCAGAACAGUGAGCAGCGUGCAGGGGUCAGAAUUUGACUGGUCAGCCUGACUCGGUGCCUGGUCCCGUCAGCAGUGGGAUGGAGCACAGCUACAGGUCCAGCCUUGUGCCCAGGGUACAGCUUGGCAGACAGCCCCCAGAGUUGCUGCUUCAGUGCUCCUAGGGAGUAAGCUGUGGAGCCCUAGACCAGAGCUCAAGCCUGCCGUGCGGGGCAGGCCCGUGUGUCCCUGGAGCUUGCCCCCCACACCUGCUGGAAUACCAGUCCCAUAUGCCCUGAUCCAGUGGGUGUUCCCACGUCCUGGGCACUGGGAGCUGCUGCGGGCGCAGAGAGGGCAGUAGGCCAUCGGGGACCCAGCAGAAGUGGCAGCUGGUGCUGUCCGCGUGGCUCUCUUGGUCAGCAUGUCCCCUCAGCGCCAUGCUGGUGACCCGAGUCUUUGGGCAUCGUGUCAGUGAGUGUCACUGGAACCAGAACCUUCAGACCCCAUGUAAACUGAAAAUGCGGAGCCCCUUGUUAAAAAGUUACUGGGGCACCUGGUGGCUCAGUUGGUUAAGCAUUCGACUCUUGAUUUUCAGCUCAGAUCAUGAUCUCACAGUUCAUGGGAUUGAGCCCUGCGUUGGGCUCUGUGCUGGCAGCGCUGAGCCUGCUUGGGAUUUUCUCUCUCCGUCUGUCUGCCUCUUUUCUCUCUCUCUCUCUCUCUCUCUCUCUCUCUCUCUCUCUCUCUCUCUCUCAAAAUAAAUGUUUUAAAAAUAAUUAUUAAGAAUUUCCAGAAGGAGACGCUAGAGUAUCAAACCCAGUAUGGGGGAGCCUGGCUGGCUAGUCAGUAGAGCAUGUGACUCAGGUUCUCUGGGUUGUGAGUUCAAGCCCCACAUUGGGGGUAGAGUUUGCUUAAUUAAAACAAACAAAACGACAACAACAAAACCCAGUAUGGGCUGGGAUUGGGGCCCUGUGUGACUGCCCAGGUCACACAUGCUAUGAAGCUGGCCCUCCCUGGAACCAUGGCUCAGAGCCACUCACUGACCAACUCCUGAUCCUCAAGCUGGCCAAGCCCAGUGGGGCACCAGCAUCCCUGCCUGUCCCCAGCAGGGUCCAGGGACUGCUGGAAUUGCUUUAGGCAGCCCCAGGGAGCAAUUAUUAUUCAUGGCGCAAAUGCAGGGUCCUCUUGCCCCUCUGAAGAGGGUCUAAGUUGUCUGCCUACAGACAGACAGAGUGUCCUGCUUUUACCAGGGGGACAGACUGGAGAGGGUGGACAGAGCUCAGCAGUGAUGGGGUUGGGACAGGUUGGGGGACAAUGUUAUGCGGGAAGGUGACAAGUGUAGGCCAUGGGGCUAGGCUGACUGGGUGAGUGCCAUGUGACUGAGCCAGACCUGGGGUGCCCAGGCUGCCUGUCAGUUUUGGAUGGGUUAGAAGGGCAUGCCAGUCCCUUGGGCUCUGGGAGGCUGCUCAGAUCUCUCAGCCUUCAGGUUGCGGACUCAGUUUCAUCUAGGAAGGCAAAGUUCCCUCCCUCCUGGAGCUGACAAUCAUAAGAGGCACAUAUAUUGAGGAGCUAACUUCUAUACUGCUGAAGCGGCUGGAGGUGGGGUGGUGUCCUCUAGCCGGGGGGGGGGGGGUGAUGUCAGGGAAGACCUUUCCAAGGAUGCAGCACUUGAGCUGAUACAAGGAGGCGGUGGUCGUGUGGAGCUCUGGGGAAGGGGACAGGAAGUGUAAAGGUAUCAUGCAGGAACAAAUUUCUUGGCUGGGCAGAAGAUGAGAGGAUUGGGAAAACAUGGCAAUUGUAAGCAGGCUCUCCUUGCCCAUCCUACACUAGGCAUACGGUCCCACAGAAUAAAGACUGCAUUUCCUACUCUCCAUUGCAGAUAGAUAUAUGUGGUCUUGAGACUAAUUCCUGGCCGAUGCAAUAUAAGAAUCAGUAUGUAUAAUUUCCCACUGUGUCCUUAAAGGGAGGGGUUUGGUAUCUUUGCCAUUUCCUUUUUUCUUAUGGCCUGGAAUGCACCCACAAUGACUGGAGCUCAAGCAACCAACUUAGACCAUGAGGUAGAACGCAUGUGUUGAGGAUAGCGAUGCAACAAGAUAGAAUUGUGGAACUUGAAGACUGUGCAACUGUCCUGCCAACGCUGGAUGGCUUAUGUAGAACUCUAUGCAAAAGAGAAAAACUUGGGGCACCUGGGGGGCUCGGUUGGUUAAGUGCCUGACUUCAGCUCAGGUCACGAUCUCGCAGUUUGUGGGUUCAAGCCCCGCGUCGGGCUCUGUGCUGACGGCUCUGAGCCUGGAGCCUGUUUCGGAUUCUGUGUCUCCGUCUCUCUCUGCCCCUCCCCUGUUUGCACCCUCCCUCUCUCUCUCAAAUAAACAUGAAAAAUAAAGUAAGUAAAGGAUGAGUAUGGUUUUGUGUUUUCUCCAGCAAAGUUUUGCUGCUUGGAUGCAGGGGUGGAAUAGGCAGAUAGCUUGGUCUAACAAGGGUUGGAGAUUACUAAGGACAGUAUCAUAGGAGUGUGGGGUCAAGGGAGCGGUUGUCAUUUUGGGCCAUGGGACCUGAGCUGGGCAGGCAAAAAGUGAGGACAGGAGUUGAGGGGCAAAGAACAAGGGCCUCAGUUCUCUAUUGCCACAUAACCAACCACCCUAAACUUAAGGGCUUAAAGCAGCAAAUACUUUCUCAUUGUUUUGCGGAUUGGGUGGGCCCAGCCGGCUGGUUACCCCGCGUGUAGCUGGGGUGCUCGUGGCUGCAUCAGCUGCAGCUCGGCUGGGGCCAGAUGUCUAGGUUGACCCCCAUCCUCCAGGGCCUCUUUCCAAGUGGUGCCUGAUCAUUCAGCAGACUAUUUUGCUCCUGGUUUCCAAGAGAGAGAGUUGCAAGAGGACUAGCCCCAGUGCCCCACAAUCCCAUUAAAUCUCUGCAUGCAUCACUCGUGCUAAUAUCCCAAUGGCCAAGCCCAGAGAGUCAGUAUGGAAGCGGUCUACCAAGUACAUGAAAACCAGCUUUAUGGGGGUCAUGAUUGUAGGCAAUCCAUGACAGACCACCCUCCAAGGCCCCCCAGUAUGUCACCUUGGCACCCAGUUCAGUCCUCAAGUCCGGGAUCUUGCAUCUAAGUCAGGUCCAGGUGCAAAUGAGGGUUCCCAGGUGUCCUUCCGUGGGUUCAACCCAGCUGUGUGGAUGCUCAGUGCAGAGACCUGUGAACUAAAAAGAAAAAAAGAAAAAAACAA